GUCGCAGUCGACUGAAGCUUUGCGCAUUCUUGCGACUGUCUUUUAUUAAUCGAAACCGCGAAGGUUGAUAAUAGAACGUAGUUGUUGCUGCAAAUGUGUGUUCUGAGUGUAGGAAGAUACAGAUGACAGAUGUUGGAUGGAUGGUAUUGUCGUUCUGUAGUAGCAAAUGCCGAAGGAGAGGACGAUGAAGAUGAUGAAGAAGAGGAGGAAAGUCAAGAAGAAGGAAUUAAUUACAAAGCCCAGUAUAGGAGCUUGAAAAGGAAGUUAAAGGAUCUUAUCUAUGAAAAUGAGUGUUUCCAAGAAGCACUUAGGAACAGCCAGCGGCGUCUGUUGAAGAUUGCAAGGGACCGCAGUUUUCUGUUGGACAGAUUACUUCAGUACGAAAAAUUAGAUAUUACAUCCAGCGAAAGUGAAGAAACGGAGUCAUCAGAUGAUGGUGAAAUCGUUCGCACAGAUCAGUCUAAGAGAAGGAAAGUAGAGCAGAAUAUCAACAAUCACACGUCAGUAGGUCAGUCGUCCUCUGGAGCUGCCAGGAACCAUAACCCAGUCAAGAAGAAGAGACCACAACUUAAAACUCCAAAGCAGAAUAGUACUCCUCCAGUAUUCGGAAAUGUGCCAGUUACCAUGCUCUCAGAUGGGCAUAUGACUCCAGAAGAAGUUGAACGACACUUGGAAUCGAGGCAGUCCUACCUGGAGCUUGUACCAGAAAAGGCUCUCCCCACAGUACCUGCAGAGAUGUUCAGUAAUGAUCCAUCUUUAGACAGUGAAUCAAAUGAAAUAUUUGAACUAGAAACAUCUCCAAGCAAUAUGGGUGAAGACUGUCUGAGUGUUGACAUGAUAGCUGAGUGAACAAUAUCAACAAGAAAAAUGAGCUUUCAUAAGCAUUAAUUACUACUAAUGUAUGAUUAAGUAAGAACAGCAAUAUUCUGUGUAAAUACAGCUCACAUUCAUGUGAUUAUUUUCUCAUAUCAGUUGUCUUUUACUCUGUAAAUAAUUUGCUACUAUUUUUAUUUUUUUUUUUUAUUUUUUACACACAAAUGUGAACCGAGCUAGCAAGGAAAUAGCCUGUGUGGAGAAAAUCUGUGAUAAGCUUGUUGAAAGAAUAUUUGUGUUGUCUUCUCGUUUCUUUCCAGUAUAUUUAAGCUGUGAAUGUCCAAUCCAUAGUUGCUGCAUGAAUGACGUAUUACAGAACACUGUAUCACUUUUGAGUGUAAUUUAGUGCUGAUUAUUUUAGAAAGGUAAUUUUUUAUGUAUGUUUGCCGUACUCUGCAACAUGAUGCCUUAAAAUAAAUAUAAAUGAUGCCAUU
Schistocerca gregaria is the source of this 1307-nucleotide messenger RNA. RefSeq lists its product as uncharacterized. Gene Ontology annotation, cellular component: nucleus; Ino80 complex. The record is from RefSeq and is a predicted model, not a curated record. Gene Ontology annotation, biological process: chromatin remodeling. The transcript has 6 exons. NCBI's taxonomy places the organism in Eukaryota, Metazoa, Arthropoda, Insecta, Orthoptera, Acrididae. The coding region runs from base 130 to 849 and encodes 239 amino acids.